CUAAGAAGUCCAUUUUCUUGCCCACCAAGGCAAAGCGCCUCUCACAAUCUCCAUCGCGUAUCGUUUUCAUUCGUCAAUUCUCAACUCCCCGAUCAAAAAUCCACUCCCAAUCCAACGGAAUCAGAUCCUGCAAUCAAUCGACGCAUCAAUCUCUAUGCUAUGGCGCCGUCGCCGGCUCACUCCGAUCCCUCGCCGCCGAAUUCACAGGUAAUCCUACAAUUCCUCAGCUCCGUCCUCUCUCAGCGCGGCCCCUAUGCCGAAGAUACCAAGUGGCUGAUACGCCAGCACUUAGUCUCACUCACCACCGCCUUCCCGUCGUUGGUCCCUCGGACUGCAACUUUCACGCACAACGAUGGCCGCUCCGUCAAUCUUCUGCAAUCCGACGGCACCGUUCCCAUGUCCUUCCAAGGCGUGACCUACAAUAUUCCGGUCGUUAUUUGGCUCAUGGAGUCGUAUCCUCGACAUCCUCCUUGCGUUUACGUGAAUCCAACUCGAGAUAUGAUCAUUAAACGCCAUCAUCCUCAUGUGAAUCCCUCCGGUAUGGUAUCGAUUCCUUAUUUGCAAGAUUGGAUAUAUCCGAGCUCUAAUUUGGUUGAAUUGGUUCGUAAUUUGAGCGUUAUGUUUGGCCGUGAUCCUCCACUUUAUUCUCAACGGAGACCAAAUCCUAGCCCUAGCCAUAACCCUAAUCCUUCUCCGAGUCCUAGCUCUAGUUUUGGGCGUGAUAGUGCUAAUUCUUCGCUUGCUUCUAAUAUGGGGGCUGCCGCUUUCCAACGCCCUGUAAUUCCGCCGAGGGGUUAUCCACCGUCGCAUACUGAAGAUCCCAAUGAAGUUUUCAAACGAAACGCAAUUAACAAGCUUGUGGAAACAGUUCAUAAUGAUAUUGUUGGCAUAAGAAAGACUAUGGAGGCCGAGAUGGAAGGACUUUUCAGUGCACAGGGAGCGUUGAAACAGAGGGAGGAAGAGCUAAAUAAAGGCUUGAAAGAGAUGCAAGAUGAAAGGGAAGCUUUGGAGCAGAAAUUGCAGAUGGUUUUGAUGAAUUCUGAUGUUUUGGAAGCUUGGGUGAGGGAGAAUGAGGGGAUGAUUAGCAGUGAUUUCGAAGUAGAUGAUGCUUUUGAAUGUGUUGAUGUGCUUUCAAAGCAAAUUCUUGAGUGUACUGCUUCAGAUUUGGCAAUAGAAGAUGCUAUAUAUUCAUUGGAUAAGGCUGUGCAAGAUGGAGCAAUUCAAUUUGAUCAGUACUUGAGGAAUGUGAGGUUGUUGUCACGGGAGCAGUUCUUCCACCGGGGUACCGCUGCUAAAGUCAGGGAGUCUCAAUUGCAAGCUCAAGUUGCUAACAUGGCUUCCCGGAUUUCUCAAUAUAACAAUGGCUGAAAGAUUGUGGAAAAUCUUCCCUUUUGCUCUGUUGCUGCUAUUUGGAUGGCCUUCGGGAGUGUCACUGGAAGUUAUUGUCAUGCUGGUCUCUCUCACACUCUCUUAAUCUUAUGUAGACUUUUUCUUUGAGCUGUAGUAAUCUUAUUGGAAGAAUUGGAAAGAAAUCCACCCUAAGUAGUAGUACCGACACUAAGUUUGGCUAGCUUGUCCGUACCCGACACGUAUCGAACACUUGGACACUUCACAAUUGUUGGACACGUAUCGGACACAUGUUAGUACAAUAGUUAUGUGUUAGACACUAGUGUACAAAGUCAAUAUAUGUCCAAUAUUUGUCGGUCAUGUCUUGAGCACCUGCAAUGUAUACUUAAUAGACGUAUUAUAAUAUAGGACACAAAUAAUAAAUUACGUUUUGGUAUAAAAAUGAUACAUGUUUUUGAA
Cucurbita maxima (winter squash) is the source of this 1806-nucleotide messenger RNA. Its product is annotated as protein ELC-like. Gene Ontology annotation, biological process: protein modification process; endosome to lysosome transport; protein transport. The record is from RefSeq and is a predicted model, not a curated record. Gene Ontology annotation, molecular function: ubiquitin binding. The transcript is spliced from 2 exons. Gene Ontology annotation, cellular component: ESCRT I complex. Lineage: Eukaryota; Viridiplantae; Streptophyta; Magnoliopsida; Cucurbitales; Cucurbitaceae. The coding region runs from base 160 to 1368 and encodes 402 amino acids.